CUCACGCCGAUUGCCAUACAACAUUGCUCUUAUACCUUUUCCACUACUGCGGCACCUUAAUUAUCCUUGCCUGUCGAUCUAGUCUAGCAUACUUACUGCCAUAUUGAAAUCAAUAGCACAUUGCCCGGAUUCGCCGACACAAAAGUCCCUCGCAGUCCUGAACAUCUUCAGCUCCAGAUCUCUCGAGCACAUCCUCCUACCUAGACACAGCACAAUCCUUUCAAGACAGGGUCACAUCCACCGUACUUUCUCCCUUCAGUCUGUUAGAUUCAUGGCUACACUAUAACAUUCUGGUCUGCUGCGUGGUGGGAUUCAAGAGGUGCUUAAACAGAAUACAAGCUUGCGCUAGGAUUGAAUUGUCACAGUGCACUCUUCGCUGAACAUGUCUUCUACCAAGGCCUCCAAAGCCCCGGUCGUCCUGACUGCCGCGGAUCAAGAACAAACGAUGGUGUAUCUUCUUGAACAGUCCAUAGAGAGUAUCCUUCAUGACAUCCUCCUUGAUGUCCACCAAGAGGAAAAGAUUGCUCGUAUGCAAACCGCCGUGGUCGAAGUCGAACAACGGGCGGAAAAACUCGGCAAGAAAACCAGUGCAGAUCAAGGCGAGUCCGAGGCGGCCGACAAUGAAGCCGUGGAAACCAAUUCAGCUGUCCUCAAGGGCGGCCAAGUCAGCCUCAAGGGCAACCCUAUGAAGAAGAUCAAACAUAUCAGAUGUCCAAACUGCCGUCUGCGGAGACUGCAGUAUCCUCGAGUGGGUUGGAACUCUCGUCCUGUCCCUGACGCCACCGAACAGUACUGCAAAACCGAACCAAUGAUCAUCAUCGACAAACACGACGUCCAUGGCCAGCGCAAAAAGGGUGUCAAAGUCAAAGGCCAAGCUAAGGGCAAGAACAAGAAGAAGAAUGACCCAGGAUCGCCAGCGGCGUCAGAAGCCUCGGACCCCUUGACCCCUUCCUCGUCGAUGCCUAACGAGCAGUUUGAGUUCAAAGAAAUCGACUACCCUGCCGCCAAGUGUCCCAAUCGUGAAUCUCACCUCGGCGACCACUGGAAAUCAGUCAACGUCUUUGCCACUCACCUCAAUGGCAAUUGCUACCUGAAGAAAGAUCGGGCUGCAGGCAGAGAAGCUAAUGCCAAGAUGAGUGGCACCCCACGAGAUAGCCGUGCCAACUCACCCAAGCCCACUUCCAACGGAGUCAAACGCAAGGCAGACGACGAGGAGCCAAAGGGGACCAUCAAGAAGAAACAAAAGACCAGCGACACCAUUAAGAAGAUAGACAAGAAGCCGGUCGGUGCACCCUCCAAACUGCGUGAGAUCGAUAAUGCCGGAGACGACAGUGGCGGCGAAGCAAGUCCACUCAAGGAAGCUAAUGGCGACACAAUCUCUGUCACGCCGACCAAGGCCGCCAGAGACCAAAGUUCCGAACCGUCGUUAAAGCUCAAGUUGAAGGCGCCCAAUGCCAGUAGCAGUGUCACAAGCGAUGGGAUUGCGCGGAAAAAGUUGGGCUCCAAGCCAGGGAAAAAGGACAAGGACAAGGCUUGAUCUUGGUGAAUGUCACACCAAGCACGAAGCAACGUGUACCAUAUUUACCAAGACAUCGGGUUAUGGCUAUGUCUUAUGCUGCUAGACAUGGCUUGGGUGCUGCGAAUCCACCACCACGGACGGUGGACAUGUUGAACAACGGCGCACAGGGGCAGGUCAGUUAGAAUAUUGACCCUGGAUAUUUGCUUUGAUCCUAACACACAUAGGCAGACGUUAGUGCUGCCAUGCCGUCUGUUUGCAACCAUUGACAAUUGACGAUGGUAUUCAAGAGCCAAUGACCAUAAGUCGACAGGGUUGAGCGAGAUCCCAGGCUCAAUGUUUGACUCAAAUCACUGACGUGUCAUCACAGCCUCGUGCGACUGUCCAUUGUUUUCCAUUGCUAUGGCCAUUCAUCAAGCACAUCGCAGACAAGUCAUACCAUAGUAACAAACACGGUCAUGCGCCAUUGCCAGGUCAUUUUGAGCCUCACCUCCUCCUCCUCUUCCUCCUCCUCCUUCU
Molecule: messenger RNA, 2035 nt
Organism: Exophiala mesophila
Lineage: Eukaryota; Fungi; Ascomycota; Eurotiomycetes; Chaetothyriales; Herpotrichiellaceae
Exons: 3
Coding region: 383-1537 (384 amino acids)
Source: RefSeq, a predicted model, not a curated record